GUCUUAACUCAGCCGAUAGAGCGAUUGGCGUUUAACCAUGUGGUCGUGGGUUCGAUUCCCACAGACGGCGAAUAAAUUGAAAAUUGGCUUCGCAAUAGCAGCAAUUCCUCGCAAAUCUUUUUGUAGCCAUUAUCGCACUUCUAAGCUAUAAUCAUUCCAUCAUCGAUUUGCUCCCAUGGCGAUACUCUCCGCUCCAAGCGGCAGCACUUAUGGGUUUACCAUCUCCCUCCCAACAUCCAAUUUAGGUACCAAAACAUGGUUCAAAUCUUUUCCCACCACUCUCUUUCAAGCACCCAAGCCGCAUCUAACGCAAAGCUCCAGGAGGCAAAAUUUACUGGCUUCAUCCUCCACAUACGAAGUCGGUGGAGGUUUUCCCAUGGAUGAGAUUGGAGCUCAAAAUGACAGUGGCAGUGGUGGUGUCAAGCAAGAAGAUCAGAGAUUGAGCCCAGCCCAGUACGAAGUUCUGCUUAAAGGCGGUGAACAGGUGACCUCUGUUCUAGAAGAGAUGGCGAAGCUCUUGGAUGACAUGAAUAUGGAUGAAGCUUCUGAGGAUGUGGCUGUGCAACUAGCUGCACAAGGAGUUAUUGGGAAGCGAGUUGAUGAAAUGGAAACAGGCUUUAUGAUGGCCCUUGAUUACAUGAUCCAGAUUGCUGAAAAAGACAAGGAUUAUAAACGCAAGUCACUUCUGGAGGUGAUAAAGGAGACCGUAUUAUCUCAUCUUACAAAAAAAUGCCCCCCACAUGUCCAAGUAGUAGGCUUGCUCUGCCGAACUCCUGCUAAAGAAAGUAGACAGGAACUGCUCAGGCGAGUAGCAGCCGGGGGUGGUGUGUUUCAAAGUGCUAACGGUGGCACAAAAGUUCACCUUCCAGCAGCGAAUCUGAACGAAAUAGCUAACCAGGCUGAUGAUCUUUUGGAGUCGAUGGAGACCCAACCUACCAUUCCUGAUCGCAAAUUGCUAGCAAGGCUUGUUUUGAUACGAGAAGAAGCAAGGAACAUGAUGGGGGGUGGGAUUCUAGAUGAAAGAAAUGGUCGUGGUUUUAGUACGCUUCCUGAAUCAGAGGUAAACUUUUUGACCAAGAUCGUUGCUUUAAGACCAGGGAAAACUGUCCGUGAGAUGAUAAAAAAGGUUAUGCAAGGAAAUGAAGAGGGUGCUGAAGAUUUCAUUUGUAGUAAAAAGAAUCCCUCAGGGAGUAGGAUCUCAAAUGGCAUUGCAGGGAAGGGUAGUGUUUCUGGUAUCAAACCAUUACCUGUUCGCCCUGGCAUGUUUCUUGAGACUGUGACAAAGGUGUUAGGUGGGAUAUAUGCAGGCAACGUCUCUGGCAUCACCGCGCAGCAACUAGAGUGGGUUCACCAGAAUACUCUAGAAAUCCUUCAAGAAAUCGCAUUUUAGUCCCUCUUACCAAAAGUUCUGACGCCAACAAUUACUCUGAGGUCUUUGCUAUGGUACUUUGCAAGUUCAUUUACAGACUUAAGGAUCUCAUCACUUUCUGGCUGCCCCAUCAAUAGUGGCUUGAGGUAAUUUGCGCCAAAUCCGGAUUCGGUUUUCUGUCAAGUCAAUUCUUGAGUUAACACAAUAGUUUCACUGUGUGACCGAUUUAUGUAUGCUCUUUGUAGGUUCGGGUGCUGUGUGUUUAGGUAUUAGCUAGGGGCUCUUGAACCUUCGGAAUAGGCUUUGUGGUACAAGUAAACAUCAAGUGAAUAUAGAAGAUAAACCGAUAAACGAUCAUCAGAAAAGAGACAUCUGAUUCAAAUAUUCAGCCAUCUUUUUCUGCUUUUCAUUAGUAGAAAGGAAGCUUUUACCAUGGAAGGCAAGAGGAAAGGGAAAAAAAGAGGAUUCUAGAAUCAUUGUUAAAAGUAAAACUGGUUCUUCUUGUAAUCAAUGUGUUCUCUAGGUUGACUGCCUUACUAAUUUGCCUUGGUCCUAAAAUUAGUGGUGAACAGAAAUUGUCUUGAGCUUUGGUGUAAGAUUUGACUACCUACCUAAGCCUAAUCAUCUAAGAUUAUUAAAGGUUAUAGUGUCCAUCUUGUUGUCGUUUUCCCAAAGAAGGGAUCCUAAAUGGAGUCUUAUUUUAACUGUAGACAAGAUCAUAAGAGAGUCGCUCAGUUGAGAAAUGGAGGUGUAUUAUGGACCUAAAUGAACUUUCUCAUUCGGGUCCAAUCAAAAGCAAUGAUGAAUAGCACUCGAGAUCAAAUCACCAGAGAGUGGAAACCCAUGUGUUUACCGGACCUACCUGUCCUCUAUUAUAACUUUAAAGUCGCACAUAAUUUGUAAUCUCUCAAAACAAUCCUUCCUCUAUUUGCUUAUGCUAUGGGUGUGUAAAAAAGGUUGCAAAAUAGUCUC
Oldenlandia corymbosa var. corymbosa is the source of this 2341-nucleotide messenger RNA. Lineage: Eukaryota; Viridiplantae; Streptophyta; Magnoliopsida; Gentianales; Rubiaceae. The record is from the annotation of a GenBank genome assembly.